This is a messenger RNA of Amoebophrya sp. A25, 4554 nucleotides long. The record is from the annotation of a GenBank genome assembly. Lineage: Eukaryota; Dinophyceae; Syndiniales; Amoebophryaceae.
GGGAGGAUAAAGAUUGUCGGCACGACAUGAGCAUGGUAUUAUUUCUGAUAGCGGCCGCUACUUUUCCGAUUUCGAAACGGUUUGAUGUAGAACCUUUUUAUCUGUUGAUAGAAAUUGUCUUGGAAACAUAAUAUUUUUGUGUUGAUAGAACACCCCGAACCCUCCAUCAUUGUUCAUAUGAGUAAGUACAUACUUGAUCGUGAAUCGUCUUCUUCGACGCCAUACAUUCUUGCGAAAAUUUUAUCGCUUGUCUAAUUUGCUUGUCCUCGUUGUCCAUAUCGUGGAUGAAAAAGAAAGAGAUUUUUUCCGACUGAUCUGUUAGAGAAAUAUACAUAGUAGGCUCACAUAAACACCCUGUUGAUUUUUGAUUUGAUCCUCGAAAGAAAUUGUCCCACGAAAAUGUCGCGAUCCUCAUUGGAUGCGUUGCGUGAUCUGCUCGGCUCCGUGGGUGUUUGUGGGUCGUGCUCAGAAACUGGAGCCACCUCAUUGAAACUGAAAGGGUGUCCAGAUUUUGACUCUUGUUGUGCAGCAGGGCGUGUUGGGUGCAUGAGCGCGGAUGGCCGCUAUUCGACGCAGCCUGUGGCUUCACAGGAAACGAAGAAUAACGAUCGCGUCCAGAACGAAGGAGAAGCCCAGCUUUGUGUCGAGUUGUCGCUGGAAGAGCGCAAAGACGCCUUGAUAGCUCGACGCGCGGAGCUCUUUGCGAAAAAUUUAUCCGUCUCCUACAGCAACGUGAAGCCGCUGUGGAUCGUUCGGGGUGAGGGGCAAUACCUCAUUGACGAGACUGGGCAGAAGUACCUGGAUACGCGAAACAAUGUCCCGCAUGUGGGUCACGCUCACCCGCGAGUGGCUGCGUCGAUUGCGCGCCAAGCAUCGCUGCUGAAUACGAACACGCGAUACCUGCAUGAAAAUAUGGUUUUGCUGGCGGAGCGGAUACUCGCGUACUCAAAUUUGCGCUAUGACAUAGCACCUGACGGACUUUCUAGUAAGGUUAUCUUGCCUUCGCCCGGUGACGGGAGAAAAAAGUUCUCGAAGGUUUUUUUCGUAAAUUCUGGUUCGGAAGCUAAUGACUUAGCAAUGCGCCUGGCUGAAACGUACACGGGACGGAAAGAUUUUGUCUCGGUUCAACACGGCUACCACGGUCACACCCGCUCUGUCGUGGACAUAUCCCCCUACAAGUUCGUGCGACAACAGGCCUAUAUCGAAGUCAUUCCGCAACCUGAGCCACUCUCGCCGGGUCGAGGAGGGACUCCAUACUCCCCUCAAAGAAGCCCAGCAAAUUCUCGAAACGCAGAUGUGAUAGAUGCAGCAGCGCCACAAGCGACUACGGAGAACUGUAUUUCGCUUCGGAAGUUGACGCAAGCCUGCAGUCGGAGAAGCUUUGCUGCCAUGUUCAUCGAGAGCGGAAUGUCUGUGGGAGGAGCGGUCACAUUGCCUAAUGGCUACCUUUAUGGUACAAGGAGCUCUAAAAACAAAGAAUAAGGAGUUAUCUUAGAAAGGAAAAUCUAGUGCUUCAUUCUUGUUUUCAUCAGCUCGCCCCAUGUAAGCAACGUGAAUCUUUAUCUUCUUUUACUCGUGCUUUAUUUUGUCUUUGGUAUUGUUCCUAUCCAUAGCCAUAGUACACCUUGUGGUCCAAGAUGCACCACGAUCAAUUUGGUCCAAUUUUUCUGAUUUCUAAUAUCUAGACGCCUGUGCAGAGGUCCUGCAGGACCGCAAUGGUGGUAUUCUCGUUCUCGACGAGGUGCAAGUUGGAUUCGGGCGUUAUGGCACGUCUUUUUGGGGGUGGCAGUCUCAAAUGUCCCCCGAAGGAGGGCGUGCGCCUGACAUCAUCACGUGCGGUAAGCCUAUGGGCAACGGUAUGCCACUCGCGUGUGUCAUCACGACCAAGGAGAUAGGGGAAUGCCUCGGGAAGGAGUACUUCAAUACCUUCGGCGGAAAUCCAGUGUGUUGUGCAGCCGGGAUCGCGGUGCUCGACGUGCUGGAGGAAGAAAAUCUGAUGGCGCGCGCGAUUGAGAUUGGUGCGUACCUCAGGAAGGUAAUGCGCGAGAAACUUGGCUCAAAAGACAAAAUUAUCGCAGCGGCUCGAGAACAAGUUCUUUCUCAAGCUAGUUGUAGACGUAGAGUACAUGUGGAUGUGGAAAACGUGAACGAUAAGUUGGACGUGAUUCUCGAGAAAAAUGACUCAAAGUUGUGGUCAGCUGCUCCGACUAUGGAAGUUGUUGUCGUGCGGUCUUCCGACUCUCUGUCCACAGUGCCCGGCCCUGCGUCUUCAGCUAGCAGCAGCGCUGAAAAUGAUCAUCUCCCCACAUCUCCCUCUUUCGCUUCCUUGACGGCAUUCAGCAACACCACGAUGCCGCUGGGCGGAAACUUCAACCACAAUAUUGGUGGUGCGGCUGUAAAGCUUAACGGAGACGUUGUCAUCCUGAAGGAGGCACGUGGGUCCGGUCUCUUCAACGGCCUUGAAUUCAUUGUUGAGAAUGAUGGGCGCCCGGCGACAGCGGCGACCAGCUUCAUCUGCCAGCACAUGAUGCGCCAUUACAAGAUCCUGACGAGCAUAGACGGACCCAAUGACAACAUCCUGGUGGUGAAGCCACCUAUGGUUACGGCUCACUUUUUGCCACUCAACAAUGUAGAACUACAGCAACAUAGUUUUUGUUUUUGUUUUCAUCAAUUUGAAAUUUACUGUUCAUGUCCUUCUCCCGGUGCUUCUUCCAACAUAAGUAAUUGCUAUAGUUGAGGGGCUCUGUUCUUCUUGCACCUGUAACUAACGACGCAAUAGAUACCACGCGAUAACUAUGCAUAGCAGAGACUGAGAUCUUUAUACAUAGGAUACAACUGGACUCCAGCAAUCGUACUAUCUGCUUUCUAGUACCCUUGCUUCUACACAUUCUCUAACGCGAUCUUUACAAAGGAGAACUGCGAUACCUUUGCAGAAGCGUUGUUCGAAACCCUCGUGGACAUUGCGGCUGGCCAGACUGCUGUCCAAAAAUAUGGCCACACGCCGACCUAAUAAAUUAUAAGCGAGGCCAACUGAGACUGUUCUUAACUCGUCUUGUAGUAUUGAUAAUUGGAGUUUGCAAGUCCCAGCCUCUACUAGAGAUUUAAUUGCUCUAGGCCAGCUGAACUUUCCUGUGCCUGCGUAGUAUCAAUAACCGAGAGAGAGAAUUAUAAUUGCAGCUGCUAACCGGAGCUCUUUUGAUAAGGAUAGAGAUUAAGAUUGAAGAUAAGUUUAGAGCGCACUGACUUCGCGAUUCCGCCUCCUCGCCUUUUUGUUUGUGCAGCGCGUUGUGCUUCUACAAAGUCCGCUGCACCAAUCGCGCUAUAAUUGCUUUUACAACCAUGCCUAUGCCAAGAGCUCUCGUUUGUGCCAUAUGCAUCUACUAACUUAGAUAGGUUUUGACGUACCGAAUCGACUAACAUCAUCAGAUAUGUUUUGACUCAAUGAAUACCCGGACCUGUAGUUUUGAGUCAGAUUUCGCGUCAAUACUUAACUAAAAAUGCCCUCUCGCUCUCCCCAUAUCUAACUCAAUAAGCCGUGCCCUCGAAGAUGGUUCGUGAAAUUGAAAGACCUUGCAGGAAAUAUCAAGAAAAGUAGAGCAAGAGUAUGAAUAAUCUUGCACAUCAGUUACCGCAACUGCAACAAGUCGAUUGUUAUUAUGUCAUAAUGUUGAUUUAUUCGUGGUAUGCCUAUUUGCUUCGAUAUAUUGUCGGGUGGAUAUUCGUCCACUCCUCUUAUUUUCAGUACAACAGUCUUUUGUGGCAUUUCUGUCGUGAUGAUGUCGAAAUGUUGUUAGACUCUUGUGCUCUUAUAAAAUAUAUCAUGCGGACAAGUUGAACUUGUGCUGUGACAGACUAGAGUGAGUGCUGAUUUUCAAGUAUGAUGCCAAUUUGAUGUUGAGCAAGAAUAAACCUAUUAAACAAAUUGAUCAUUUUCCUUUAACUUUGUUGUUCCAGCAAAAGUAGAAGUGUCAGAGUCUAUUUCUGGUAGUAAGCAAGUAGUAGAACCAAGAAGUACAAGAAGUCCUAGUCUCUUCUCUACGCCAGCACCUCUGAAGAACUUUCUAUAAUUUCUGCGUCCCCGUCAGCACAUAGGCGAGCACGUCGUGCAUACCAUGGCGCAGGGUGACGCUCCUCGCGAUGUCCGUCAACCCAGUUGACUUCACGUGCUCCCAGCAACGCUCCGCAGGGUUUUCGGAGACAUCUUAAAUUGUAAAUCGCCCAUUUUUCCUCGCAUCAGAGAAAGAACAAGUCAAGCGGAUGUCACUGAGAAAUGUAACCUCCAUCUGUAUUUCUCAAUGAUACUUUUUCAAAAAUAAAUGACACACUAGCACGCAUGAAAAAAAUGAUGACUUGCUUGUUGUUGUUUCCAAGACAUUCACAUAGUUAGAAGUAAUGCAUCACUCGUGUGUAGUAUGGUCGCAACCGCGCGGUCGUGAUAAGCACAAAAAAAAGGUAAUUUUUGGGAAGACUUCGCUCAAUUAAGGACAAAGACUGUACCUACUGUUGAAGCCGAUGGCUGUGUUCUAUUGUGGAAGUGGAUGCGGAUGAAGCUGG